AUGAACGAAGUUGAGGCUACCUUGGAGGACAUUUUGAAAACUUCCGACAAGCUGGCUGCCGCCGACACCACCAGCGGUAUGGCGCCACCAUCGCCCGCAGGGUUCCAAGGUUCCAUGGGAUCCGCUUCCAUCCAACACGUGCAGCAGCUGGUGUUCGAGCUGCCCAAGCAACGGAAGAUCAUCGGCGUUAUCCUCAUCCAGGUUGUCAUCGUCAUCGGCGUGAUCGCAAUCGCCCAGCAACACAGCAAGCGAGGUGCAGUCGUAAUGUACUGCGACACGGCGGACUGCGUCAGACACGCCGCCGAGCUGUCGACCAGCGUGGACGAUUCUGUGCACCCGUGCCGAAGCUUCUACGACUUCGUGUGCGGCCGCUGGUCCAGGACGCACUCGCGAGACGACCUGCUGGAAGAGAUUCACUCCAGAACGGUGGACAUAGCGCUUCGCCAGCUGGACCGGGACGGCUGGCAGUCGACCAAGGCUUCGGCUUUCUUCCAUAGCUGCAUGGACUCGAAGCUAAAACGAGACGAAAAUGUUCGCGGACUCAUCUCGCUGAAGAGGGAGCUGGGACUCGUAUGGCCUGAGGAGUCUCACGGAAGCGACCACCCUUUGAGCGUGAUGCUGAAGAUGGCGAUCAAGUGGAACCUCAAUUUCCUUUUCCAAGUUCAGGUCGUUUCUAGGCGCGGGGCCUCUCACACCUUGUUCAUCACCAGGGGCUUCCUGGGCAUCACUUGGGAAGAGAGCCAGGAAAAAUCGCUCAGUGGCUACCGGAACCACGUGGAGGAGCACUUCAAGGUCCUCAACGUCACACCUUCUAACGUGAACUAUACCGAGCUCUGGCAACUAGAAGAUGCUAUCAUUCAAGCUAAGUUGGAUUUAAUCCACGAAAAGCCCGUACAGGACUGGUUUCCCAUUGGCAAUAUAGGGCAUCGAACGCCUUCGGUUCAACAAGGGCUGUGGCUUCGGCUUCUGAACAAGUACUUUCGAAAUCGGUACACCUGGACUCAAGAUAGCUUGAUUGCAGUAGAACAUUAUAAGAUUCUCGAAAACCUAGAGAAGCUGUUCCGAUCAUACGGGGAGGAUAAACUUGCGAUUGGGCUUGCGUGGGUAUUUAUUCAAACCCAUUUGUGGGUCCUUUACGACAAGCCAGAACUUCAGUUUAAGCGUAGCGACGUAACUAUUAAGAGGUACGCUUGUUUGGAAUACGCUAACCUUUACUUCGGCCUGCAGAGCAUAGUCGAUCACGUAGUGCAGCGCUACGCCUCCAAAGAAAUACGCCAGAAGGUUGAGAGUUUGCCCGAUCGUAUAAAGCGAACAGCCGCUAACAAGAUCAGGGAGGUGACGUGGAUGACCAACGACACGAAAGAAGACUACGCGAGAAAGGUCGCCAAUAUCGAAAUGAGCGUUCUUCCACAAUCAGACUUCUUCACUGUCAAGGGCCGAGAGGAUAUUUACGGCAUCUUCCCAGCGAUGAACGGCAGCUCCUUCAUGGCUAAGCUCGUGACUGUCGCUAAUUUUUACGCCAACCUAGUCAGCCAUGAACGCUACGGAGACGUUUAUAGCAGAGCCACGUCCGCAACGUAUGGACCCGCUCGGUACGUCUACCCGGUUAAUUCUGUCCUUGUCGCAAUGAAUGCUCUCGAGCCUCCGCUGUACUACAUGCAAGCCAUUGCCUCCAUCGACUACGGAGGGUUGGGCUCGUACCUGGCCAGAGAAGUGUCCAGAUCUUUUGACCCUCGCGGUGUUAACGGGGAGUACGAGUACGGAAGCGACACUCUCUGGUGGGGGGCCAUGAACAGGACGUCAGAAUACAAAGGAAAGAGUGACUGCGAGUGGAACGGCGCUGCAAAGACGACCGGUCGCAACGGCAAAGCUGUCGAUCUCUUUCCGUCUCUCCCAGCACUGGAAAUCGCUUUUGCCGCGUACAAGGAAGCGGUCUCCGAACAAGCCAUCGGAGCAGCCGACGUCAAGUUGCGUGCCCUCAAUCAGUACACCGGAGACCAGCUAUUCUUCAUGACUUAUUGUCACGUGAUGUGCUCGGCUAGAGGGCAUGGAAACGCGGAGAUCUGCGACACCUCUCUAAGGAACUUUCGCCCAUUCGCUGAAACGUACAGGUGCCCGAUCGGCUCACCCAUGAACCCGGCUCAGAAGUGUUCGUUUUUUAAUGGCAACUGA
This is a messenger RNA of Rhipicephalus sanguineus (brown dog tick), 2172 nucleotides long. Its product is annotated as neprilysin-1. Gene Ontology annotation, cellular component: plasma membrane. Gene Ontology annotation, molecular function: metalloendopeptidase activity. The transcript is spliced from 3 exons. NCBI's taxonomy places the organism in Eukaryota, Metazoa, Arthropoda, Arachnida, Ixodida, Ixodidae. Bases 1 to 2172 code for a protein of 723 amino acids. Gene Ontology annotation, biological process: protein processing. The record is from RefSeq and is a predicted model, not a curated record.